CACUAACCGCAGCCUUGGGAAUCAUUCACUCAAUCAACCUCGUUCAGCCGAGACGAGCCGAGCAAAAUCGUAUCGUCGAGCUAGACGAGCUUCGCCGUCGUCUGAUGCUGCACCGCCAUGGGUAGAACCUCUCCUCAGGGUCUGACGGCCCAAGACUUUCAUCACCAGCCUUAUGUCAACCCCAUCGAUGUCUUCCCGCCCAAGUCGCGCCUCGGAAGUCGGGCUCAGAACUACAGGUCACCGAUAAGGGGCCAAGUCCCAUCAAGAAGCCCGUCACGAUUUGCCACAGAGCCUCACAAGUUCGCUUGUUGUGGCGAGGAUGAGGAUGUUUCUUUCCGUCCGUCGAGCGCCCUCAACUGCUGCGUCGACUUCGAACAUGGCAACACUGGCGUUGUCGAUUUUGAUCAAUCUGCCAACGACCUCGGCAGCUGCUGUGAUGAACCGCACCACAGCUCCCCCAGUCCGAUGGAUUGUGAGGAUUGCGUUGAUGACUGCGAAGACUGUGUCGAAGAGCAUCUGAAAGCGAACCAACGGACCAGCGAUUAUGUCGACGACUGCGAAGAAUGCAACGAAAAUAAGGACAGCAAAUGCCCCGAGGGCGCCGCAUGUCAAGGCAACUGCGACGAAUGUGACUUCUCUUGCUUUGAUUGUAUUGACUGGAGUCAGUUUGAACGAGAUAAAACUCUGGGUCUUUCAUUCUCAGUCCCCCUGCUGGAUGAAAAUGCCUUGUUGGCCCCGAGCCUCCAGUUUGAUGAAACGGAUGCAGCCAGCUUCCGAGCUUUUGAAAUGCCCAGUGCUCAGGCCGAUAUCAUUGCCCAUCCCCUUGAUGUGCCUAUGCAUCAUCAGUGCUUUGAUAACACGGUCCCCUACUGGAACAACAUAGCUCAGGAGCAAAUUUGUCCCGGCAAUCCAGGAUUAAACCAGCAACUUCCAUUGCCACCGUUUAGACUCGAUUUUGGGUGCCAUCCAGCUGCCGCUCACCAGCGUGCUUCUCUCCCCGGAUAUCCCAUACCUGACGCCAUGAAUCUCACCACGCCUUCGAAUCUUCAGCAUAAAGCCCUUCUUCCCGCUGCGUCUCCCAAGGAUCCGUUGAACACCACACAGGAUCUCCUCAGUGCUGUCACCGCUCCAGAGACUUCUCGAGCCUGCCAAUGGCUGAUGCCUUGCGGCACGGUCUGCGGCGCCUCCUUCGCUACAGGCACCGACCUGAAGAAGCAUCUUAAAACAGUCCACUUGGUCAAAGGUGUAACGAAAUGCCGAUGGCAAGACUGUGACUCUCCAGACUUUGGUUCCGAAGCUGCUCUGACAGGCCACAUAUCGAAGAAACACCUAGCAUCCUUCCUCACCACCUUGUCAUCAGCGUCUUCCUCGACAGCCAACGCCACGGGCCACAAGCACCAACACGUCCACAAAUCGGAAGGGCCGUUCAAAUGCACAUUCCCUUCGUGCCCGAAAUCAUUCAUGUACAAGCAAGUCCGGGACGAGCACGUGGCGACCCACCACAACGGCAACAAGAUGUACUGCCACAUCUGCCACACGUUCCUGAACGGAGAGGGCUCGAAUUUCAAGAGGCACAUGGCGACACACAGGCCCAAGCAUCAACACACGCUGUGCAAGUAUCAUGGACUGGGCUGCAAAAGGCGCUUUCCCCGGCUGGACAACCUGAGGAGACACGAGGCGUGCUGCAAGUUUGGAAAAGGGCUGAAAACCAAAGGCAUCGACAGUGCCGAAGCCCAGCACCAUCGCCAUAACCAUCACCACCACCCUCACAGUUGAGACGCAACGCAGCGGUCGUGGCUAUUCAUGGAGGGGUAGGGAUAGCAGAUUUUGAAAGGGUAAAAGGUGCUUCUCUCAAAGUCGCAGACACAACCUGCUGCCGGCAGUAUCAGUCAGUACCUUUACCUCCGUCUAUACAUGUUCAAGGUUGAAGGACAGGGUGAAGGAAUACGGGUUACGGUCGACGCCCUUUCAUAUCUGCCAGUCCAGCUUGACAGUGUCUGCAGCGUUUACGAGUCAUAAGGAACAUAUUCUCCAUCAUCAUGCAGUAGAAACAGAAUGUAAUCCCCUAACCCAGACUCUCUCUCACUCUCUCUUAUCUGCCCCGAGGCUGAAAAGUGGGAAGCAAGAUGUAGGGGAAUCGAGAGUCGAGAGGGGAAUCGGGUCUAUAGAGCUACCUUUCCUUUCCAGCUAGACGACUAAGUAGCUAUAUCAUAUAUCAUGUAUCCCAUGUCACCUA
This is a messenger RNA of Cladophialophora immunda, 2236 nucleotides long. RefSeq lists its product as uncharacterized. The record is from RefSeq and is a predicted model, not a curated record. NCBI's taxonomy places the organism in Eukaryota, Fungi, Ascomycota, Eurotiomycetes, Chaetothyriales, Herpotrichiellaceae. Bases 118 to 1776 code for a protein of 552 amino acids. The transcript has a single exon.